This is a messenger RNA of Scatophagus argus, 4174 nucleotides long. Its product is annotated as abl interactor 1-like. Gene Ontology annotation, molecular function: SH3 domain binding. The record is from RefSeq and is a predicted model, not a curated record. Gene Ontology annotation, cellular component: intracellular anatomical structure; lamellipodium. The transcript is spliced from 11 exons. Bases 159 to 1649 code for a protein of 496 amino acids. NCBI's taxonomy places the organism in Eukaryota, Metazoa, Chordata, Actinopteri, Scatophagidae.
GAUUACGUAUCUGCCAUUAGUCACGGGCCGUUGUGAAUCGGAGGCCAGCGGCCGCACAAUGCCAGGCGGGGGAGCCCCUCUCUCAGCAACACACCACAGCAUCACCGCCUCGCCACACUGAAAAGGACAGAGAGGAGAGAAAUGCAAAGGGAUGUAAGAUGGCAGAGCUACAAAUGCUAUUAGAGGAGGAAAUCCCUGCCGGCAAAAGAGCUCUUGUAGAAAGCUACCAGAAUCUGUCCCGGGUUGCGGAAUACUGUGAAAACAAUUAUGUUCAGGCUCAAGACAAGAAGAAGGCCCUGGAAGAGACCAAGGCCUACACCACCCAGUCUCUGGCCAGCGUGGCCUACCAGAUCAAUGCCUUAGCUAACAAUGUGCUGCAGCUGCUGGACAUCCAGGCCUCACAGCUACGACGCAUGGAGUCCUCUAUCAACCACAUCUCCCAGACGGUGGAUAUCCAUAAGGAGAAGGUGGCACGUCGAGAGAUUGGCAUCCUGACCACUAAUAAAAACACCUCUCGCACCCACAAGAUCAUUGCCCCUGGCAACAUGGAGCGACCCGUGCGCUACAUUCGAAAGCCCAUCGACUACACGCUGUUGGAUGACGUGGGACACGGCGUCAAAUGGCUUAAGGCCAAGCAACAUGGGAACAAUGCAGCAGGACGAGGAGGGACGCUUUCCAGGACCAACCCACCCACACAGAAACCCCCAAGCCCCCCCAUGGCUGGUCGUGGUACCCUGGGGCGUAAUACUUCCUACAAGACUCUGGAGCCAGUGAAGCCUCCCGUGGUGCCCAAUGACUACAUGACGAGCCCGGCUCGACUGGGCAGCCAGCACAGCCCCGCACGCACAGCCUCCCUCAACCAGAGACCCAGGACACACAGUGGCAGCAGUGGCGGCAGUGGCGGUAGGGAGAACAGUGGGGGCAGUGGAGUUGGUGUUCCUCUAGCGGUUCCCACCCCGUCCCCUCCUAGUAUGGGGCAAGUGGCGACCUCCUCGGCCUCAGUGCCGCAGGGCCCCGGCUUGGGUCCCGUACCCAUGUCCCAGUUCGGCACCAUCUCCCGCCAGAUCUCCCGUCACAACUCCUCCACCACCUCCUCGGCCUCCAUGGUGUCGGCCACCGGCACCUACCGCCGCGCGCCCUCCGUCUCCUCUCAGCAGCCCCACAUCAAUGGGGGCCCUGCCUACCCACAGAACUCAGUGUCUGUGGCUCCUCCGCCUCCUCCUCCAAUGGUCCAGCUCACACCACAGAUCCCUCUGACCGGCUUUGUUGCCAGAAUGCAGGAGAGCAUAACAGACAGCCCUGCCCCACCUCCUCCCCCUCCCCCAGAAGACAUCGGUGUGUUUGAGGAGCCCUCUCCCCCACCUCCUCCACCACCUGUGGACUACGAGGAAGAGGAGGCCGCGGUGGUCCAUUACAGUGAUCCCUAUUCUGACGGAGACCCCCACUGGGCCCCCAAGGCUUAUUUAGAGAAAGUUGUGGCCAUCUAUGACUACACCAAGGAUAAGGAGGACGAGCUGUCCUUCAUGGAAGGAGCCAUCAUCUACAUAAUCAAGAAGAACGAUGACGGCUGGUUUGAAGGUGUCUGUAACGGCGUCACCGGACUCUUCCCAGGAAACUAUGUGGAGUCCAUCAUGCACUAUGCUGACUAAAAAAGGAAAAAAAAAAAAAACGCACCCGAAACAUCCCUGCAGUUUUGAACAGAGGUAAAACCGUGAACAUGUACACAUGUAUGCAGUCCGGCGAUCACAGCUCAUAGAGGUCCCAUACUGAAUGAAGUGCCAUGGUGAAUUUACAAGGCUCAUUUACAUGACUUUUCUUCAGGUGAUGCACCCAUCUUUAAGAAAGAAAAAAAAAAAAAAAGAGUCGCACAAAGACCGAAAGAAGGGAGGGUGCAGGGAGCUUUGGAGGAACGUCGGUCUGUUAGUUUACACUGUGGAUUAAAGGGGGGAGAUAAAAGCCUUUUUGCUGCCUGUGUCGGUAGCGCUUUUCGAACUUUAACCAUCACAUUUUGCCUCACAGGAAAUUACAUACAGUCAUAAUAGUUUAAAGAAUGCAAAGUAGAUCUAGAUUUAGUGUUCGUGUACGUGUACGUGCAGCCGACAUGUCUAGUAUUUUCAUUAUGCAGUAGAUGUAGACAGUGAAGUAUUACUACGAUUUCAUGAAUAGUCUGAGGCAGAGUGGCAUUAUCAUGAUAAAAUGCUUCACAGACACUCCUGCCCCUUUAUUUGCACUGUGGACCAGCAGACCAACCCUUCCCUUCUUUCAAAAACAUCCAUCUCACCUUGUCAGAAUAAGGACAAACAAACAUCAAAAAGUGCAUUAGGACACGACUGAAUGUUCAAUGCCGUCGAUGUCCAAAUUACAAGAUGUUUAUUGAGGGAACAAAAGCAAACCUGGAGUUGUGUAUUUACUAUGCUCUGUGUCUGUGCGGAUGCUGUUCUAAAGGGUGAACAGAGUGUAUAGAAUGCAAAGAAAAAAUGCAAGAAAAAAAAAAGAAAACAGUCUCUUCUUUCCUUUCCGUUAUCUAACUUGUAUAUAAACCGUAACGUGACAAGAUGCCAGUACAGUACAUAUGUCAGUGUUUCACCUGUGAGUUUCCAUCAGCGUCAGUGGAGGUGAUGCCAACCUAAGAUGUUGUUUUCAAAUAUUAUUUGUUUAUUUUUACUUGAAUAUUAAUGUUAAUUUUAUUCAUCACUCACAGUGCCAUUUUAACGGCGAAGUGGCCGUGUAUAGACGUUUUUAUUUUUCUGUGUUCAGUCACGACUGUCAUUCUGAUCACUGUCAGUGUAUUUGGUGAUGCUGUCCAGCUACUGUAGCAGAGCUCUGAGAUGCUUUAGAAAUGUGAAGCUGAGGAAGGUAUGUUUUCAUAUUGUUUUCAUUGUGUUGGAGUAGCUGCACUGAUUCGUUGUCAGCAACUGCGAUGACUUUACAAAAACGGUCAUUGCUUCGAUUUCGAGUUACUGUCCACAAGUAUCGACCAACAUUUACGCUCGUCGUCUGUUCUUUCAGUGGUUGCUGGUGUGGUGCUUUACAUUGGUGCUCAAUAACCAUCAUCACCAACCCAAACAACCUCAAAACUAGACUGCUCUAAAUACUGUAGUAGUCGCAUUACUUUGUUCCAGAGGGGGACUAUGAGUCAGCUUUGAUUGUAAUCAUCUUCAGUCACCUCUGCGUUUAGUGAAUGUCGGCAGCUCAGCGGUAAUGUAUUAAAGCUAGAUUCGGUCUGUGUCUACACACAGAUACUGAUAAAAGUCUGUGCUCCAUAUGAAUGACACAUGCUAGCUGAGUGUAGGAAUGAAUUACACUCCCAAGGUCUUAAAAACAGUGCUGAUAUGAAGACUUUUUAUUUGUGCUACUUUUGCAAAAUAAGGUACCUGCUCUUAGAGAGGAACCGUGCUGUCAUAUGUUAUCGGUAAUGUUUAUCUCAGCAGCCACUUUUGUAACAUAAACAAACAUAAAUACUUAUACAUAAGUACUUUGAGAAUAAAGGGCAUUGAGCAUGGACUUUAUUAUGAAAUGGAUACAGACUUCUUUAUUUUGUGUGGGGAUUGUGAUCCAGAGGCUUGCAGGUUCACACACACCAGAAAACACAUCAAACGGACAGUAUUCUGUACAUGAAAGCAUCUAAACAUCAUUACAGUGAAUGAUUUGCAACUACAUCUCAUUCUUGAUUGUAUUUUUUCCAUCAUGAGGUCAUUUUUUUGUGAGAAACAACUUUUUCUACCUAACGCAUUUCUAGCUUCGCAUUCAGCUUGUGUUUGUGUCAGACUGCUGAAGGUUCGCUUGCAGUUUGGAUGUAAAGGAUUAAUUUAUACUUUUUUUCCAUAGAGAAAUCAUGAGACAACCACUGACGUGCAAGACUUUGUAAUGUUUACCACUUAACAUCUAACAUUUCAGGGCAUCACAGGUCAAUGCGCCUCUCUUUGAUGUGUGUUUUCUUAAUGAUGAAACAUGGGGUGGGGGAGGGGGGGCAGUAACUUAAAUGUUCAUGGGAACAGAAUUCAGUAUUUGUCUUCUUCUCUCAGUUUGUACAUAGGAUGUGUUCAUUGAAAUUUAUGUACAGUCUUUUUGUAAUAAACCGCUCAUUGAAACAGAAGUGUGUGAUUUGUGUGUCAUAAAGCUGUUGGAGCAGGCGUCAAAAACAAACUAGGAAUAAAUAUCAUUAUGCAUCUGA